This is a messenger RNA of Purpureocillium takamizusanense, 2925 nucleotides long. RefSeq lists its product as uncharacterized. The record is from RefSeq and is a predicted model, not a curated record. The coding region runs from base 311 to 2359 and encodes 682 amino acids. Lineage: Eukaryota; Fungi; Ascomycota; Sordariomycetes; Hypocreales; Ophiocordycipitaceae. The transcript has 3 exons.
CUCUUGCAUCCUCCAUCACCAUCACCGCACCGCCGCGUCACGCGCUCACGCAACCAUCCUAUUUUUUCGCCUUACAUUGCUGCCUCUACCGCUGGAUCGCAAACGCCUGCUCUCGUCGCUAGCACCACACACAUUCUGGCUUCGUCAGCGCCCACCCGCAAGUCCAACCUGUUCGCCUGGCUUGCUCCGAACCGUCUUUCAUCGCGACGCGAGCACACCUCCAUCUCGACCGCCACGCACUUUCACGGCAGAGCGCCAUAGCCGACAUCCAUGACUCCCUCAUCGUUACCUAGGGUCUGAAGUUGGCGCAAUGGUGGGACGACGGCGUCGUGCCUCCACGUCAAGCGUAGAGAGCGUCGACGAGAGCCAGAUCCGUUGGCGACAAGAGGUCUCGGUCGUGCGCUCCGUCCCCAAGGACCAGUCGCCCGACGAUUGGCCCAUAUUCGAGCUGAGAGAUGCCGUCGUCCUGAACAAGGAUGGCCAGUCGCUCGAGAAUGCGCUGCACGUGGGCAUCAGAGGGCCCUUUCUCGUCCGCGGCAACCUCAUCAUCGACGAUGUGUCGCAAAGGAGCCACCUGAUCAUGAGAGUCCGGAGCUCAACUCCCAUCGAGAUCCGCCAAUGUAUCACUUACUCCAUCGGCGAGUCCCCCGACGGCCAGCCCAUCAUAUGGGUUUCUGGAAAGGGCGGUUGGUACGAGAUCAACCCAGCGCCCAGAUAUCGCGAAUUACACCGAAAGAUGUGCGAGGCGACAACCCUCUACUACACCCUCCAGGACAUAUACAGCGAGCAGCCGCCUAGGAAGGCAAAGAAGACAAAGCCGCUCGACUUGAUGGACGAGCUCUCGGGAGUCUUCUUCAAAUAUGCCCUGAGCGUCGGCGACGGCAGUACCGUGGAAGAGGUCAUGAAGCGUUGUCAUGAGCACGCUGGCUUCUUCAUUAGCAAAUUCCAGCAAGAUCCCUUUGGCUGGUCCGCCACAGCCUUCUGUCGUUGGCUUACAGCAGAGCAUGCAGUGAGUUUGAUGGAAUUAUGCGCACUCUGCGUAACUAACGAGUCGCAGGAUCUUGUGAAGACGAUCAAGGACGUACUUGACAACCCCCGCAAGCUGUCGCCGGUACCCUCAACCACGGCCCUCAGCCCAAUACCGCAACAAAGUCUCACACCCUUCACCCCAAAAGUGAGCGCCGACAGCCCGUCGCAAAACCUGCCCAAGAGAUCCAGCUCCAUCGUGGUCCCUGUCAACAAGACCGUCGCUCAGCCUACUACGAUCCGGGCCUCGAGAGCCGAUGCAAACGUGAUCCAGGACCCUGAUGCAUCGACAGCGUCACAGCCAGUGGUAUUGCCGGCCGCAACUCCUGCCCAGCCCUCUACUGGCGCAACUGAUGGCGACGAUACACCCUUGGCCUCGGUGCUGAGGGCACUGGACAUCAUCUAUGACGAGCAAGUCGGCAAAAAAAGGGGUCUUCUUGCCAAUGCGGUUAUCAGCAAGCUCUACUUUGCAUACAAGUUUCCCACUUACAAGGACGGUACUUCGGGGUGCUACAAGGUGCCUGUAAAGGAAGUCUUGCACUACCACGCGUCCGAUCUUCUACGGACUUUAGACGCAAGCAAGUGGCAAUCGCAUGAAUUCUGGUCGUUCCUUCAAGAGCUGUCGCGAACAGAAUUUCAAACAGCCGCCUACAAGAUGUCCGAUUUCCCGGUCGGCAUGGUGCCGCGGAAGCAGAUGUCUCGGGUGGUGAAACAAGACCAUACGCACCCGCAGACGCAUCACGCGUCCGGCAGCCGAGCCGACGACGAUGACGCUUCCGACAGCACGCCCGCACCCCACGGCAAAGGCCUCAAGGGUCGCCCCAAGAGCAGUCUGCGGCCCAUUUCCACCAAGAAGCGGCCCCGCUCUCAGUUCGAGACCGAUUCCGAAUCGGAAGAGGCGGGAGCCAAGAAGUCGCACUUCUUCUCUGAUGAAGACGAUGCCAUGGACGGCGUCCUCUCCGCCGGUGUCGUGGCGAAUGGAGCCCCGCAGACAUCGAGCCCAGAGCCCAUACCCCUCGUUAUACGAGCCGAAAAGAUUCCCUCUACAGUGCCCCAUGGCCCUGAGGGUACGUGGCUUUGCGACCAAGACGGCUGCGAUUAUAUUGUCCGCGGCGGAGACGACUGCCAGACACGCAUCCGGGACCACUUCCGAGACCACGAGCAGCAGCUGGAGAGGGUCAGCCUCGCCGUGACAGAGAGCCGAGGCGGCCACAUGCCUAUAAAUCACCUGCUCGAGAAGAUCAAGCGCCUGGGCGACCGGAGCCAGCAGCACCAGGCCGAUGCUACCGGGCUGGCGGUUCCCCAACCAAUCAAACGGAAACUGAUAGUGUGACUGUGACGGGUGACGACUGACUUUGCUUCGUUCUCUGGGUUGGCCCUCUUUAAAAUCUCACUUCCGGCGCAUCAAUGGGGCCGCUUGAGAUCGGGAUACGAGAGUCCCAGUUCUGUCUGUUUGUCUGUCGGGGCUUGGAGAUUACCUCUCUUUUUGGAGCUGGGAAACGGAGUUUUUUGCCAUCAAUAACGGCGGCGGCGGCGGCGGCGGCGUUUCUUCAGAGUCGUCUUUGCGCGUGUUGUGUGGUGUGCGCAUGCGUUUGGCCGGUGUUGGGCAGCACCGACCGGCCUUGGACUUUUUGUUUUUCCCAUUUUGGCUUUUCUUGAGGGAUGGAUGGAUGAUACCGGGCGUCUGGAUGGCUGGCUGGCUUUCGCGGUAGCGUUCACGGGCCGUGGCGGAAUGAAUCAUCAAGUGGCGUGCAUGCGAGGACUACAGGCCCAAGGUAUAUACGAGGCCAUCGUCUCGCCGGAAAUAAGGACCGUCAGCAGCGAUGUUUCGUUGCCGAAACAAAGAGCCAUGACUGGGCUGGUGCGGAGUAGACUCUCAUGAGCCCGACAGACGUGACG